This is a messenger RNA of Paramisgurnus dabryanus, 3305 nucleotides long. Lineage: Eukaryota; Metazoa; Chordata; Actinopteri; Cypriniformes; Cobitidae. The record is from RefSeq and is a predicted model, not a curated record.
GAGUCAUCCUGCAGGAGGACAGAAGACAUGAAUACACACGAUCUAAAGCAGAGAGAGAUUUAGAUGUGUCAGUCACAUACAGAGGACAGUAAGCACAUGUAAGAGUCAAACACACACAGUCUUGUUGUGUAGUUUGUUUGGAGUAGGAUGAUGGGACUCUUUUACCCUCCUGUGUUAUCGGGGUCACAGGACGCAAUGGUGGCUCAGGAAGGUCUUGCUCCACCAUUUUCCAGCUUCCCUCCUCCCCCUCCCCCUCAGAACGGCCUCGCACUGGAGUUUGGGGGAGGCGGUAAUUACCCUGCAGGGGGGCAGGGGCAAACGGAGACCCCGGCAGUAGUCAGCACCCCCUCUAUCCCCAGCAAUCCCCAACUGUCAGACAGCUCUCCUCAGACAGAGAAUCAGUUGGUUCCUAUCAGCGCUUCGGGCAGUGAUGAAUCUUCAGAGGCGAAAGGCACCCCGAAACGCCUUCACGUUUCUAACAUCCCCUUUCGCUUCAGAGACCCGGACCUGCGGCAGAUGUUUGGGCAAUUUGGAAAGAUUCUGGAUGUGGAGAUCAUUUUCAAUGAGAGAGGGUCAAAGGGUUUUGGGUUUGUGACGUUCGAGACCAGCGCAGAUGCCGAGAAAGCCCGGGAGAGACUUCACGGAACCAUCGUAGAAGGACGAAAGAUCGAGGUCAAUAACGCCACAGCUCGAGUGAUGACCAAUAAGAAGUUGGUUAGUCCGUAUGCUAACGGCGAUGGUCUUAGCACACUGCCCUACGCUGGGUGGAAAUUGAGUCCCAUGGUGAGCGCUAUGUAUGGACCCGAGCUCUAUGCAGGUAAGAUGUUUGACGCAUCUGUUGUGUGUUGUCCUGAAAACCACCGUGUAUUGCGUGCGUAUUACGACCACGUUCCUCUCUCUGUAGUUCCAGGGUUCCCGUAUCCCACCGCUGCCGCCGCGGCCGCCGCAUCCACAGCCGCAACCUUCAGGGGGGCUCAUCAUCUGCGGGGUCGCGGACGGCCCGUGUACGGAACGGUGCGAGCCGCUGUCCCUCAGCCAACCAUACAGGCCUAUCCUGGUGUGGUGUACCAGGAUGGGUUUUAUGGAGCUGCAGAGCUGUAUAGUGGCUAUACGGCGUAUCGUUACACGCAGCCAACGGCAGUAGCGAGUCCAACAGCAGCGGCGGCGGCGGCAGCAGCGGCCGCAUACAGUGACAGUUACGGCCGUGUGUACGCGGCAGAUCCGUACGCGGCUGCGCUAGCAGCUCCGGCGGCAGCCGCGGCAGCAUAUGGAGUGGGAGCGAUGGCGACGAUUUACAGAGGAGGAUACAGCCGGUUUGCGCCAUAUUAAAUAGCGUUAAUCCACUUCCAGAUUCUCUAUGGCUCUGAUACUUCACCGAUAGCUGCUGGCCUCAGAGGGAAAACAAAUCACACUUUGCGAAACACGUCUGUUACGAACAAACUUUGAAUAAGGAAUGCAACUAUAUAAAUCAAUACAUGGAGAAAGUGGAUGGUUUUUCAAGGAAACAAGAUAACGUUGAACACUACACAAUAACAGAGGUAUCUGACUGAAACUUGACUGUCAAGCUCAAAUCAUUUCUUCCUUCGGCUCGUCUCUUUGCACAUAUGCAUGCAGUAACGGCUCUAGACUGCCUCUAGUGGCCAUUGAACUACGUGUGCACAGAGCGCCAGGACUAAAGUGAAUACGUUUAUGUCACCCUUCACUGUUUCACACUACAAUAAUUAUCGAUAUUCUUUAAGAAACGUAAGAGACAUUCAUCUGGACUGCACUCGUCUCCAUUUUAAGGAUCGUCUUAAAAUACGUGGAUCCCAUCGGCUCUGUAAGUGAGGACGAUGCUGUUAUCCCAAACGCAGAAACAAGACACGACCAUCAUGGUUUUCCUUCAAGAUCAUGGAUGAAAGGCAAUGCCAACAGAUGUUAUCAAUCAACGAACUGUGAUGCACAAAAAAACGGGACGACGUGUCAUAAUAUUCCGUCUUGCUGAAAGCUUUGUGUUCUUUAAACAGUACCUCCGUUCAGACUAUCUUUGAAGAGGCAUACCUUUAAAAUUAAAUAGUAAUUAUAUGCAAAUACACUAGAAUAGACUCAAAAUUUUACCAAACAUUAUUAUUAUUAUUAUUAUUAUUGUUAUUAUUAUUAUCCUUAGUUUUUUUAUGGUUGUGUUGGCUUUGAAGGAGCAGGACACCAUCUGAAACCAUAUAGAAAAAUUAAAAAUAAUGUCCACAUUCACAUGAUGAUUUAAAGCAAGUGUUUAAAUUAUGCUAGAAAAAAACAUUUUUGUUCAGAUUUUGGAAUUGAACAGCUCUUUGUAAAAAACCGACACACACUCUUUUAUUAGCAUAGUUUUGUAAAAUAUGCAACUUUCAGCCCAAAUUGUAGAGAAGAGAGAUGGAGGAUCUAAAUGUGAUGCUUCUGAACUCCAUAGUAUUUUUGUCUUCUUCGCAGAGUGUGUCCUCUUCCUCGUCAGUAUAUUGGUAUUUUGCUUUUUUUUGAAUUUUGGUUCCAAAGAUGAGUCAAGCACAUUCUUGAUUGUGUGUAAGCGUGUUUGUAAUUCUGUUGUUUGGUUUCUUUCUUUUUUUGUAUCUAUAGGUUUUUGAUAUUGUUUGAAGUGGCUCAUUAAAUAUUUCAUAAAGGCCGGAUAUGGGAAUGCAGCAUGUUAAUACAGUCGCAGCGUGCCCUUGUGAUCACCAAGCAUUUCAUUGUUUGUUUCGUUUGUUUUUGCAACACCUCUCUUUCGGUAGAUUCAGAGGUCUUGUGUCUAAACUACAUCCUGGUCAAGAACAUUUAGCCAUUUUAGAGUUUGUAAUGAAUUUUACCACAGUUUGUUGCUCGUGGAUUGAGGUAAUGCUCGCCAUGUCUGCAACGUGUAAUGAAAAACUGACCACAAACAGACAGUUUUUGUUUUGUUUUUAUGUUUAAAAGGUACUUAGCAGUCUAUGCAUACAUUUUUCCACAGUAUUAUGUAAUAUCUCUCUACCUAAAUUCUUUUAAAGAUGCUUUUGAAAACGAAUGACGCAACAGGUUUGUUUUCCUUUCCUCCCUGUCACGUGUCCCCCCUGUAUUAGCCGAGCUGCUCUUCUGAUGAUGGAGGUUUGAAUCUCCUCCGUUUGUGCUGUAAACUAUUCAAGAUGGCAUCUCUUUCAUUCUUGCACCUUAUAAAUAUGAAUCCUGUUUCACAUACUCUCCUUUGGUUUACAGUGUAAUCGUGUUUUUCAGUUCAAUUCUUUCUCUAUCUACAUAUUCUGAUUCCAUUUGUGAUGUAAUUUGUAUUUGAAUGUCCAUAUAAACAGUUUUUUAAACAAUCA